Octopus sinensis (East Asian common octopus) is the source of this 1092-nucleotide messenger RNA. RefSeq lists its product as uncharacterized. The record is from RefSeq and is a predicted model, not a curated record. Bases 1 to 1092 code for a protein of 363 amino acids. Lineage: Eukaryota; Metazoa; Mollusca; Cephalopoda; Octopoda; Octopodidae. The transcript has 2 exons.
AUGAGUCCAUCAGAUCCCAUUCUGCAGUUGUACAACCGAUUUAUCGAGUUUGGUCACAUCGUGGAAUGCAACAAAAUUAUUUUCGAACGAGCAGAUGAGGGGAAUCAAUUUUGUAUUACUCUCCUUCAAAAAGUGUUUGAACAUUUGGAGAAGUUGACGACUGAAAUGAGACACGAUUCUAAAUCUCGCCACUAUUUUUCAUUAUUAAAAAAAUUUUCCCUUUUGCUUUCCCCUUUGCUGUUCGUGAUAUACCUGGAGGCGGCUCUGCGUGGUCUCAGGCUCUUUUAUAACGGGCAAAUCACCGAAAUUGUAUACGCUGACGAUGUGGAUUUUGUAUCGCACGACACAGCAGCCUUGAGGCGGUUACUUGAUGUUGCCCCAGCAGAGCUUGGAAAAUGGUUCCUCACUGUGAACACAACCAAAACGGAAAUCACGGAAGUCGCACGCAUAAGUUCAAGACUAGAUGAUGAAUGGAGACGUUCCAGAAAACUGGGCACACUCCUCGGAGAUAAUGAGGACAUUACCCGGAGGAAAGUACUAUCGACGGCCGCGCUGAACAGGCUGAAAACGGAUUGGGUGGCUAACAGGCCGGUAACAAUUGCGUUUCGUUUGCGCCUCUACAAUGCAUUUGUGAAACCGGUCUUGCUAUACAACUCCUUCUGUUUGAGGAUCCCUGCUUCCGAAAUUAAAAACCUUAACUCCUUCCACCGAAGACAACUGCGUAUAUUAUGUGGGGUACAAUGGCCGACCCGGAUCAACAACGGGGCACUUUACCGUAAAUGCUCAGCGCAACCUGUGAUUCUGGAUGUGAUGGAAGCCCGAUGGAGACUGUUCGGACAUGUCCUACGGAUGGACCAGACGUCACCCGCAAACUUGGCAAUGGAAGAAUAUUUUGCCGCUAGUGGAAAGAAAUUUCGGGGACGUCCGCGCAUUACCCUACUGGAGGUGCUGGAUGCUGACCUCAAAUCAAUCAACCGCAAGCUUAAAAAUGGGGAUGAUCUGGACGCAAUGAGAAACUUAGCAUGCAACAGGGGAGAUUGGACAAGGAUUAUCAAGAAAAUCGUUUCAAGUGCCGCACGUGUGGAAAUAUAA